Molecule: messenger RNA, 3247 nt
Organism: Globicephala melas (long-finned pilot whale)
Lineage: Eukaryota; Metazoa; Chordata; Mammalia; Artiodactyla; Delphinidae
Gene: FNDC10
Product: fibronectin type III domain containing 10
Source: RefSeq, a predicted model, not a curated record
AUGCGCGCUCUGCUGCUGCUGCUGCUGCUGCUGCUGCUGGCCGCCUGCGCGCCGCCGCCCUGCGCCGCGGCCGCCCCGACGCCGCCGGGCUGGGAGCCGUCGGCAGACGCGCCCUGGUGCCCCUACAAGGUGCUGCCCGAGGGCCCCGAGGCGGGCGGCGGGCGCCUGUGCUUCCGCAGCCCGGCGCGCGGCUUCCGCUGCCAGGCGCCCGCCUGCGCGGCGCACGCCUCGGCCGGCCGCUCGCUGCGCGCCAGCGUCCUGCGCAACCGCAGCGUGCUACUGCAGUGGCGCCUGGCGCCGGCCGAGGCGCGCCGCGUGCGCGCCUUCGCGCUCAACUGCUCGUGGCGCGGCGCCUACACGCGCUUCCCGUGCGAGCGCGUGCUGCUCGGCGCCUCCUGCCGCGACUACCUGCUGCCCGACGUGCACGACGGCGUGCGCUACCGCCUGUGCUUGCAGUCGCUGCCGCUGCGCGCCGAGCCCGCCGUCGCCUCGGAGCCCGCCGUCGUCCCGGAGCCUGCCGCGUCCGCCGAGUGCGUGGAGUUCGCCGCCGAGCCGGCCGGCAUGCGGGAGAUCGUUGUGGCCAUGACGGCGGUGGGCGGCUCCAUCUGCGUCAUGCUCGUGGUUAUCUGCCUACUCGUGGCCUACAUCACGGAGAACCUCAUGCACCCGGCCUUCGGGCGCCCGGGCCUGCGCCGGCAGCCCUGAAGUGCGAGGCGCCCGCCAGACCGGGCUCUGCCUGCCCGACUAGGGUGCGGGAGGCCCCAGGCCCUUGGCCCGCUCUCCCCUCCCCGCUCUCGCUCCAUCCUGAGGAUCUCCACGCAGGGCCUGCUGGAGAUAGAUGGGGCACCGGCCGGCCCUUCCCAGAGCCUUGGAAUCACCGCACGACCUUUCCAGAUGAGCAGCCGCCUCCCAAACUCCAGCUCGGGACUGGCCCUUGGGCCUGAGUGGAGAUGCCAGCCGCGUGCAGGGCUCUCCCCGCUCUCCAGAGCCCUUGGGGGGAACCGUCAGAGCACAGAGACCCUCUUCGCAAGAGCCAUUGGCACCCCCGGGCCGACACCCUGCGCCUCCAGCCUGUGACGAGUUGGAAAAAACCAGGCUGUCGUUAUGGCUUGGUCACUGUGUGCUUUUCCGACUCAAGGGGGCCACUUGGAGCCUGUCCUCUCCCCGCCCCACCCCAAUGGGCUUAGGUAGUUCGUGCCUUAGUAUCUCGGGCCCACUGCGGGAGCCAGCCACCCUUCCAGUGCUGUCCAAGAGGGUCUGUGGCCCCGAUGCUGGCAGCUUGUGCGUGCUUCUGGCCAGAGCCCCCCUGGGGACCCUCCCUUCAAGCUUUGCAGGAGCAUCCAGUUUGGGUAAGAAGCGUCCUGCGGUGUUUCCCUGUGUGGGCAUUUGACAAGUUGGGAGCCGUGACUUAGCUCGGCAGGCGGCCCAGCGUCCAGCUGUUGUUUCCGGGGGUGAGUGUCCCCUGACCUCGGGGGGAGCUGGCAGUUCACCAGGGCUGGGCUCCCUCCCCUUCCUUUUGUGUGUCUGGUGAGGACUUUCCAUGGGGACUGGGGGUCUGAAAGCGCAGUGCCGUAUGCAGAGGGUGAAGGUUAGAUGCCAACUUGCCCAGCUGGACCUUCCACUGUGAUCUGGACCCCAAGCCUCAACCACGGCAUGACGGACAGCACCACGCCACCCCAUCCCCGAGCCAGUGGCCAGCUGCCCCGGAUCUGGCUGGGUGCUGCCCCCUGCCCUCCCACCCGCUCGCCGUGGACUGAAGGCUGGCCUUGCCCCUCUCCGGGCAGACCUGAGCAUCUUGGCCGAGGUUCCGUCCUGUGCCAGCCACCUGACGAUGCUGGGCGCUGGGAGGGGCGAAGCAUGGCUCGCCCGGCUCUGCGUGAGCCCCCGACUGUGGCUGUCCUGGACCCGACACAUCUGGAGUCACUGUGGCGAACUCCCCCUCCCCCAGCAGCCACCAGCGACCCUCACACCAGCAGCCUGGCUGGUGCCCCUGCAGCGCCCACUCCCUACCUCUCUGUCUUUGCUCUGCCCGCCCCUGGCGUGGCACUGGUGAGGCGUGAGCCUGGCGCCAGUGUCUAAAUGUCCAUCAUUCUUAGACCCAAACCACCGUCUUGUGUACUUAUUUGGGAGGGGGGAGAGAAGGGGGAGGGGGAGAGUUGAACCCCUUUUUCCCAGCUCCUCAGGCGUCAGCCCAGUGGUUGGCCCUGGACCCUUUGCAGGUCACGUGGGGUUAGCCCAGGCCGGGAGCACAGGCACCCUGCCCUUGGGGCUUGUGGCAGAGGGACAGGCAGAGUGUCUCUCAGCUGGCCUGUCCACCCUCAGAGCUUGGACAAGCAUCUUCUCCGGGGCCUGCUCUGUGGGGCGGGGCUGGGGAGUGGCACCUGCCGCAGUUGGAAAUAGCCCCGCCUCAGGAAUGACCCGCUUGAGCUGUGACAGGCAGCAGUGAGGCGGCUCCAGAAGGGCCCCCUCCCCGGCCCGGGCAUCCCCACGCGGUGCUAGAGCUGGGCGGGUGGGGGCCAGAGGACGGACCUGGGGCCCCUGUGUGUGGCGCAUACUGUGUCACCCCCUGCAUUCCCUACUGGGUCUCCCGCACCUGGGCUAGGCUGUCCUUGAGAUCCUGGAGCCGGCUGUGACCCUGAGGGGCAAACAGCUGGGGGUGGGCCAUGCUCUGAGGAGUGACUCAUCCCUCCUCCCUCCAAGGGGGCGGGGUGCAGUGAAGUGUCUAGACAGCCAGCAGGAGUGGAAGGGGUUCCAAUCCCUCCAGCCUGGCUCCCUGGGGGACCUUUUCCUCUUGCAGCUCUAGGCCACCUGUGACAGGCGCUCAGGUGUCUUCCACAAGGGUGGGGCUGGCAGCCCUGGUCCCAGGCCCUGGUGCCCUGCUGUCCAUCCUCUAGCUCCUGUGUGCAGCUGGGUUCACAACCGGCCACUGUGAAGUUCUUGGAGGCCUGCCCUGGGCCCUUCCCCCAGCCGUGCACCUGAUUUGGGGCCCUGUCCGUGGCCCUGACUGGGCUCACGCCAGCUAGAGCCACAGGCCUGUCCUACCCGCCGAUUCUCGAGGCUGGUCAGCACUGACCCGCAGCCCUCUGCUCCAGAGAUGCCUCUUCAGGGCUCUCUUCAAGGGCUUCUUGGAGGCCCAGGGUCCAGCCCAGCAGGGUCCAGUGGGGGAGCCCUGGCCUGGAGACGGCAUGGAGCUGGUGUCCACGAGGAGCACUUCUGCUCCUGAACCGUUGCCACCCCUGAAAACUGC